AUGUUACGUUUAAUUAUAUUCUUAUGUAUACUACAAUAUUCUAUUGGUUUAAAUAUUCGUGGUCGUGUUUUACUUGAUGAUGAUGAAAAUAAAAAUGUUAAAAUACCAAUUGGUAGUAUUCUUACUGUUUCGUUUCAAGACACAUCAAUACCUGAUAUACCAGGAAAAAUUAUAAAAGAGGUACAAAUUUCAAAUUUAACCGGUUUUCCAAUUAAUUAUGAAAUGGAAAUAGUGAAUUCUCCUCCACCAAUGUUUAUAUAUUCCAUAACAGCUCGAAUAACAAAUGGAAAAACUCUUUUAUUCAUAAAUAAUAUACGUACAAAUGUGCCAAUUAAAAGUCCUAGUCCGAUUACGGUUGACAUUUCAGUAAUAAAUGUUAAUCAAGGUGUACCAACUACUCCUCCUCAAGUUCCAUUCAAGGAUAUACAACAAUAUUCUUGGCCAGAAAUGCUUGGAAAAUACGGUGCAGAUGCUGUAAAUUAUAUUAAAAUGAAAACUGGUUUUACUAAAGUAUUUACUGUCCUCGAAGGUUCGCUAUUAACGACGGAUAUGCAAUCUGAUCGUGUACGUGUUGUUGUCAAUGAAAAUGGCAUUGUAACUCAAGUACCUUACAUCGGAUAA
This is a messenger RNA of Rotaria sp. Silwood1, 621 nucleotides long. The record is from the annotation of a GenBank genome assembly. NCBI's taxonomy places the organism in Eukaryota, Metazoa, Rotifera, Eurotatoria, Philodinida, Philodinidae.